This is a messenger RNA of Oryza sativa Japonica Group (Japanese rice), 2121 nucleotides long. Its product is annotated as heat shock cognate 70 kDa protein. Gene Ontology annotation, molecular function: ATP binding; ATP-dependent protein folding chaperone. Gene Ontology annotation, cellular component: cytoplasm. NCBI's taxonomy places the organism in Eukaryota, Viridiplantae, Streptophyta, Magnoliopsida, Poales, Poaceae. The record is from RefSeq and is a predicted model, not a curated record.
AGUUGCUCGGUGGUUCGGUGUCACUGUCACCUCUCCCCAACCCCAUCGCUUCGGCUCCCCUGAAUUUCUCAUGAUGGCAGAGACGGGCGACCAGCACGGUCCAGUGAUCGGCAUCGACCUCGGCACGGCGUGCUCGUGCGUGGCCGUGUGGCAGAACGGCCGCGCGGAGAUCGUGACCAACGAACAUGGCGGGCGGGCCACGCCGUCGUACGCGGCGUUCACCGACACGGAGAGGCUCGUCGGCGACGCGGCCAAGAGCCAGGCCUCCCGGAACCCCACCAACACCGUCUUCGCUACGAAGCGAUUGAUGGGGAGAAGAUUCAGUGACGCGUCCGUGCAGGACGGCCUGAAGCUGUGGCCGUUCAAGGUUGUCCCGGGCCGUGGCGACAAGCCGAUGGUUGCCGCGAGCUACAAGGGCAAGCAGAAGCUGCUCGCCGCGGAGGAGGUCGCGUCCAUGCUGCUCUCAAAGAUGAAGGCAGAGGCCGAGGCCUACAUCGGGGGGCCAGUCAAGAACGCCGUGGUCACGGUGCCCGCGUCGUUCGACGUCCUCCAGCGCCGGGCCACCAAGCACGCAUGCGCCGUCGCGGGGCUCGACGUCCUCGGCGUCAUCCACGGGCCAGCGGCCGCCGCCGUCGCCUUUGGCAUCCACGAAAUCGCGGGCGACAAGAAUGUGCUCGUCUUUGAUCUUGGAGGCGGUCAUACCAGCGUGUCACUCCUCGCCGUCGCGUCCGGCAAGAUCGCCGUCAGGGCGACCGCCGGCGACCCCCACCUUGGCGGCGAGGAUUUCAACGGCCGCAUGGUCGAACACUUCGUCGCUCAGUUCAAGGCAGAGCACAAGAAAGACGUCGGUCGCAACGCGAGGGCUAUUUUGAGGCUCAGGGCGGCGUGCGAGCAGGCGAAGAGGACGCUCUCGUCGGCGAGCUGGGCCGCCAUUGAGCUCGAACGUUUGCACGAUGGCGCAGACUUCUACUCCACCAUUACGCGCGACCAGUUCGACGAACUCAACCUGGACCUGUUCUGCAAGUGCUUGGAUCCCAUCAAGAAGUGCCUCACGGGCGCCAAGAUGGACAGGAGCAGCGUGGACGACGUCGUCUUCGUCGGCGGAUCAACCCGAAUCCCUCGCGUGCGCCGUCUGAUUCAGGACCUGUUCGACGGGAAGGAGCUCCGCAAGGACAUCAGCUCUGACGAGGCGGCGGCGUGCGGUGCUGCCACCAUGGCCAGUCUCGGCAGCGACGACAGCUUGGUGGACCUGUUCCUAUUCGACGCCACGCCGCACUCGCUCGGCGUGGCGGCGGCCGGAGGCGCCAUGGCAGUGAUGAUACCAAAGAACACCCCGAUUCCCGUCAUGGCGAGGGAGAAUACUAUCUCCAUCCAGCCCAAUCACAAGAAAGGUAUUGUUAUCUCAAUUUUCGAAGGAGAGAGGCCACAAGCAAGUGAGAACACUCUCCUCUGCGAGAUCGAAACUUCCGGGGGCUCACAGCAAAGCAAAGCCCGGAGUGAAGCUCUCUGUGUCUGUGUGCUUCAGCAUCGAUGCCGACGGCGUCUUGACGGUCUCUGCGAGGGACAAGGUGAACGGGCAUAAGAACCAGAUGAGGGUCAUGGAACAGAGUCAGCUGAGCAAGGAGGAGAUCGAGAGGAUGACUAUGGAGGCGAAGGAGUACAUGGCAGCGGAUGAGGAGAAGGAGAGGAUCAAGGCGAAGAAUUUGCUCGAGGAAUUCUUGUAGAAUAAGGUAGUGUUUAAGGUAGUGUUUGGUUUGGGAACAGGGUGGGAUGGGUUAGGUCCAUCCCUAUUUUUUUUGGAAUGGGAUGAUUCUGUUUUUUUUGUUUGGUUACAGGGAUGGAACGAGCACUGUUUUUUUUGUUUGGUUUGAGGGAUAUAAUGGAUGGAAUGAUCCUAUACAUUGUUUGGAUGGAGAGAUGAAGGUGGGAUGCUUGAUAGGGUUACCUAUUGAUAUUAGUUGGUGAGGUUACCCUUAACUAGUCAUGAAUACCACACAGUGCAAAAUAAUACCUACUCAUGAACACCACACUAUUUGAAAAUGACCAUUGUGAAUUUGUUCGCAAACAAUAUAGCUCCAUAAGUUAUUAAAAGAAUUUAAUAAAACUUCAUGUAUGCCCAUA